GGAACAGCCUCUUUAUCUUCAGCGAAGAGCUGCAUCACAAGUACCUCACUUAUAUCAUCGGGCAACAGGACUUCGGUGAGGAAUCGAACCUCGUCAAACCUUCCUAGCAACACCGGCCACGCGCAAGACCGCAGAGCAUGUCGCUGAAGGCCAAACUCGAGAGCACAACCAUCAAAUGCUCUUCAAACACUAUAAAACAGUUUAUUCCACAUGGCACACUCGAAAAGCCCGAUAUUUUCAGCGACGCAAUAGUCAAAUCGGAGCUGAUGCGCCACCUGAAACGAACACCUGGCCACUCUACAGACGAAGUGAGCCGCCUAGCUGCUGUCAUCUGUAACGGAAAAUUCAAUCGCCUCAAUUCUUCAUAUCGUAAAGUCUUUGCGAUUCUAGUUCUUGUUGAUCUUGGCGACAGGAUUCCCCAGUUUGUCGAGGCAGAUGUGAAUGAUUCCUGUUUGCCAAUACUGACGCGAUCUGAGAUGGCUGCUUUGGCUGGCGGUCUCGACAAGGAUACUCCCUUUUCCGUCCAUAAUCUUGCGGUAUCGGACUGGCAAGACAACCAAGUCUCGUUAGGAUUUCUUGAUCGCUGGAGUUCUAGGGCGCGAGAGGCACUGUUGCAGAAACAGUGGACGGUGCUGUCGCCCGUCUUUGAAGUUGCCAGCCCAAAUAUCCCUCAUUACGUCUUUACGCCGCAACAUAUUUUCCCCAUAACCGAGUCUGGCCCAGUUUUUCCUGAACAAGUGUACGGGGAUCCAAAAACGACCCAGGUGCUAUCAACCUCAACGACCGUCAUUCGCAUCAGGUUGCACCCCUCCCACAAUCGCUUGCUCCACAAAUACUCGGUGAGGGAACUUUACAGCCUUACUCAAGCGCUGGCAAAUCUUCAUGGAAUGGGGCAGGAAACACAGGAUGACACUGUGUUGAGCAUUCACGGGGACAUAAGUUCGAAAAACAUACUCUGGUUUUCCGAGGGCGACACAGACUGUCUCUCAUACUCAAGGUUGGUGAUAGCUGAUUUCGGCUACGCUCACAUUGGUCUACCCAGGAAGCCAGGAGACAAAGAACUGCAGAUGGGCGCACAAACAUACCGCUCACCAGAGGCCGACACACCACAUUCUGACAUAUCGAGCGCCGCAGAUAUCUGGUCAUUGGGCUGCAUGUUUCUUGAGUUCGCCACCUGGCAGUUACUUGGUUGGGACGCGGUGGAGGAAGACUUUUCUCAAGCACGACUGGAAGCCGAGCCGGAUGGAGGCGUCAUAGUUGAUGCGUUCUUCAUUCGGCACCGCGAUGGACGUAUCGAGGUCAAGCCGGCGGUCCGGCGAUGGGUAGAUGACUUGAUGGGCCGUGACGGCUACUCGCCGUUCCUUGAAGAACUCCUUAGGCUUGUCAUGAUCAAUAUGCUUUGCGUGGAUGCCGCUGAGAGAGAUUCGGCGGAAGACGUUUCCGCUAAGCUGAAGGUCAUGUCUGAUCGCUGCCAGAUCGAACAAAAUCUUUGCCAAUCCCAACAUUCUUAG
Messenger RNA from Verticillium dahliae VdLs.17, 1511 nucleotides. RefSeq names its product protein kinase domain-containing protein. The coding region runs from base 138 to 1511 and encodes 457 amino acids. NCBI's taxonomy places the organism in Eukaryota, Fungi, Ascomycota, Sordariomycetes, Glomerellales, Plectosphaerellaceae. The transcript has 2 exons. Gene Ontology annotation, molecular function: protein serine/threonine kinase activity; ATP binding. Gene Ontology annotation, biological process: peptidyl-threonine phosphorylation; peptidyl-serine phosphorylation. The record is from RefSeq and is a predicted model, not a curated record.